Messenger RNA from Aspergillus pseudoviridinutans, 2166 nucleotides. RefSeq lists its product as uncharacterized. NCBI's taxonomy places the organism in Eukaryota, Fungi, Ascomycota, Eurotiomycetes, Eurotiales, Aspergillaceae. Gene Ontology annotation, biological process: transcription initiation at RNA polymerase III promoter. Gene Ontology annotation, cellular component: transcription factor TFIIIC complex. The coding region runs from base 1 to 2166 and encodes 721 amino acids. The transcript has 5 exons. Gene Ontology annotation, molecular function: histone acetyltransferase activity. The record is from RefSeq and is a predicted model, not a curated record.
AUGUUUGAUCAGGUCGAGCUAACCGUCUCUCCUUCUUGCUACAAUUGCCUUGCCUGGUCCGCAGAUGGUGAGAUUGCCCUGGCCGCGGGUGAAUAUGUUCAGAUCCUAACGCCGAAGAAACCAACGCAGGGGAAAGAUGAAAGUGGCUCUGAUCGUCCAAAAUGUGAACCAGCAUGGCAUAUCACGCGUUUUCGCGCCAAUCUGUUCACGAACAGGGAGUGGCCCACAGUUUUCCCUCAGAACCGGGAUGAUUUCUCAAUUGGGGUUGAACUCUCGCAGAGCUCAGUAGUCGGUCUGUGCUGGUCGCCACCAGGACUCGCCAGACAUAGGCGGUGCACACUUGCAGUGCUGACUUCCAACUUGUUACUAUCCUUCUACCAGCUCGUUGAUGGAAAAUGGAUGCGAGUUGCCAUCGUCAACAAUGCCUUAGCAGCACAUUUCAACUCGUUAAUUCAUGAUGAGGGCCCGCGAUUGAGGAAGACUAACAUAAGGGAAUUCGCCUGGUGUCCACCUUUAAAGGUGCCGCAGGGCCAAAACGAUUCCGUCCCUGCUGCCGAAAGCAGAUGGGGUUUUCAAAUACUUACAAUUGCUAAUGACGACAAUGAUCUGAUUUUCCUGCAUGUUCGGAGAGCUGAAGCUGGUUCGGCUCCCUCUUCUUAUUCUUUCGAUAUAAUCUCGAUCAGCUCAAUGCAUGAUCCUGCGGCAAAAUAUCCAAUAGUUCAGUCCGGCUCGAUCCUGGCUACAUCCUUAAAGUCAAAAAUGAGGAUCUCGGGCCUGUCAUGUGGGCCCUGGCUCCUCAAACAAGAUGAGACGACACCGGACGUUUAUCAUGCGAUAGGAAAUGCAGCCGCCACUUAUGGUACCAAAAUCAAGCUGGUUAGGCUCGACGUAAAUCUACGCCGAGAUGACGAAGACUUAGAGGCUCCUUCUCGCUGGAACUUGCAGGCAACCGCUUCGGAAAACCCAGAUCUGUCAAGCAAAGAUGCUGGCGAACGCAUCUACCGCGGCCCUCUUGAGUGGUUUCAAGUGGCAGAGUCUGGGGAUAUUGGCCUAGCUGUGACCACAGUAGGAGCACUGAUGGUGGUGAGCCUCCCUCGUGACGUAUACGAGGGCAAAGAGACAUCAUCUGGAAAAAUUCGAACAAGAGAAUAUCCCCUGUUUGAAAACACCGACGCCGCUAUUGAGAAAACGGAAGCAAGGCAUUUGGAAUCUAUCAGUGCCAUGACGGUCGCAAGUGAUGAUGAGUCCAAGCUAUCCUCACUUCACUUGGGCACAUCCGGGGGACAUGCUGCAGCCAAGGAACUGAUUGAAUUCACUGAUGCUCAAGAUGACGGCCUGCUCUCGCCGCCACCUUGGAAAGCUCAGGUUGAUGAUAUGCGGGAGAGAUUCGAUAUUGACCACGAUCUCGGAGGACUAGCGAUCGGCAGAAUCUGGGGACUGGCAGCCUACGAUGGACUCAUUGCUGUUGCAUUUACUCUCCACCCCGGAGACAUGAUUGAGUACCGCACCGGCUCGCAGGAGCGCACCAGCAUUGUUUUCUCUAAGGCAAGCCUACAUCAGCAACCACAUACUCCGUCAUUCCUUCGCGAGUUGCCAGUAUUCACUUCAGACUUCCUGCGCCUCAGACGCGAGGUGGUGCUGCACUUCACAUUGCGUUCUCUCGACCAUGAUGACAGGAACCCUUGGUACCAGAAACUCGUGUACGCGGCUGCCUGUUGUGCUCUUGUGGAAUCCCAGGAUGAGUUUUUACUCCUACAAGCUAGGAAAGUCUUCGAGUGGCUUGCGACUGCUACUGGAGUUGACUUGACUGAGGAGUUAACAAAGUGUUCCUCGCCUGGAAAUAAACUCGAAUUAAAGUCCGUAGAGCAGCUUGACGGCGCUGGUGGGCACAUCUUUGAAAAGUGCGAUAUAUGCCAAGCUGGAGUAGCUUGGUAUUCAGCACAGGAAGCACAGUGCGCAGGUGGCCAUCUAUUCGUUCGUUGCAAUCUCUCAUACUUCCCUAUUCAAGAGCCGGGAGUAUCGAAGUUCUGCUCCGACUGUGGCACAGAAUAUCUCAACGAAGAUGCCCUCGCUCAGCUUCAUGGGACUGAACUUCAAAGUGCUUACAAGAAACUCUCUAACGUGUUCGACACGUGCAUAUACUGUGGUGGCAAGUUUCGUGCCUAG